This is a messenger RNA of Aspergillus saccharolyticus JOP 1030-1, 273 nucleotides long. Its product is annotated as BolA family protein. The transcript is spliced from 2 exons. Gene Ontology annotation, biological process: intracellular iron ion homeostasis. NCBI's taxonomy places the organism in Eukaryota, Fungi, Ascomycota, Eurotiomycetes, Eurotiales, Aspergillaceae. Gene Ontology annotation, cellular component: nucleus; cytosol. Bases 1 to 273 code for a protein of 90 amino acids. The record is from RefSeq and is a predicted model, not a curated record. Gene Ontology annotation, molecular function: 2 iron, 2 sulfur cluster binding.
AUGGCCGAUGCGACCCCCGGCGUCACCGCAGAUCUGCUGAGGAGCAAGCUCUUCGACCAGCUCCAGGCGCAACAUGUUGAGAUUGAAGAUUUGUCGGGUGGCUGUGGACAGGCUUUCCAGGCUGUAAUCGUCUCCCCGCAGUUCGAGAAGAAGAACAUGCUGGCUCGUCAUCGCUUGGUGAACUCGGUUCUCAAGGCUGAGAUCGCUGCCAUCCAUGCUUGGACGCCUAAGUGUUACACUCCUGAGCAGUGGCAGGCUCUGCACCAGGGCUGA